AUGGACAAGACGCCGAGCAGUCCACACCACGGAAGCAACUCUUCGUCUUGCGAGCGAAGCACGUCGAGAAAGCCCGGCGGUUGGACGGGCUCGCCGAGCCCCGGUUCCGGCUCCCAGUGCGUCCCCGCGGGGGUAGGAGGCAGCCGGGGGGCUUUCUUGGGGAACAGUACCAGUUCGCCGCAACAGCUCGGUCGCAGGCGACAGUUGGAAGGAGUUCUUAGCAAAUAUACCAACCUCAUUCAAGGCUGGCAAAACAGGUACUUUGUAUUGGAUCCAGAUUCAGGACUACUCUUGUACUAUGUCAACGAGCAGGGAAGGAGCCAGAAGCCGCGAGGGUCCCUCCCCUUGAUCGGUGCCACGGUGAAUCCUAGUGAUGAGGCUCCGCACAUGUUCAUUGUCAGCUCUGUAAAUGGAGAGUUGUACAAACUCAGAGCCUCUGAUCCCAAAGAGCAGCAGUAUUGGGUUAGCCAGCUCCAAGCAUGUGCCAGGCGACAUUCAGACUGCAGUGCCAAGGUCAGAAAGUUGAAGGGCUCUGAUGAACACCUGAGCGCCGAAGAAGGAGGGGGAGGACAAGAUGUGCUGGGCUCCUCAUCCUCUGGUCGCACCCGUAGCUUCUCUCUCCUGCCACACCUCACGCCAUCUUCAUCACCGGCUUCUCAGCGGCAACUCGCCCACACGUCUUCGCCAAGUAACAUCGUCAAAAUAACCCACCACAAGUCGCCGGCUGCAGCGCGGCGGGCCAAGAGUCAGUACCCGGGACGGCUGCUGGAGGUCAAGGAGAUGAUGUCCCAAGCUGAGGGCCAACAAAAGAACCUGGUCCAGUCCAUUGACUCGUUACCCACAAAAGGCCCCCUCUCGUGUCUGGAUCAGGACUUGCUGCUGCUCAAAGCCACAUCGGCCGCGACGCUCAGCUGCCUGGGAGAGUGCCUGAACAUUCUCCAACAGAGCCAUAGCCAGGUGCCGCCUCUGUCUCAGGCUACUCAGCGCAACCACACCGUCCACGGAUCCGCCACGGAUGGCGCUCCUGUGUGGACGGUACCAAAGUCACCCUCAGGGCAGCAUCUGAAAAACGGCGGCCUGACUCCUCUGCGCUCGGCCGAGCCGUCGCCGGCCCUCAGGGAACGGAGCCUGUCACACGGUGUCGAGCAUCAGGCAGGGCUGGCAGACAUCAGCCAAAGCGAAGAAGUGACGGACACAGAAGACAAUGAGGAGGAGGACCUGGGCGUCCUGGAUGACCAGAGGAGCGUCAUUCUCCACUUGCUGUCCCAGCUUAAACUGGGAAUGGACCUGACAAGGGUGGUGCUGCCUACUUUUAUUCUGGAAAAGCGCUCAUUGCUGGAGAUGUACGCCAACUUCAUGGCCCACCCAGACUUGUUCCUGUCCGUCACAGCCGGCGUUACGGCCGAGGACCGCAUCGUCCGCUUUGUGGAGUACUACCUGACAUCCUUCCACGAGGGUCGAAGGGGCGCCGUCGCUAAGAAGCCCUACAAUCCCGUGCUAGGGGAGACCUUCCACUGCUCCUGGGAAGUGCCUCGGGACAAAAUCAAGCCUUCGGGCAGAGCGAAUCAGGGGUCGAACAAGCAAGCGGAGGACGCGCCGGGAGGCUGCUACAGAGUUCGUUUCGUGGCCGAACAGGUUUCCCACCACCCGCCCGUUUCGGCUUUUUACUGCGAGUGCAGGGAGAGACGGGUGUGUGUCAACGCGCAUGUGUGGACCAAGAGCAAAUUCAUGGGCAUGUCAAUCGGAGUGUCCAUGGUUGGAGAAGGCGUGCUGUGUCUAGUGGAGCACGAGGAAGAGUACGUCUUCUCGCUGCCGUCGGCCUACGCCCGCUCUAUACUUACCGUGCCAUGGGUGGAACUGGGAGGAAAAGUCUCCAUCAACUGUGCCAAGAGCGGCUACUCGGCCACCGUCACCUUCCACACUAAGCCGUUCUAUGGCGGCAAAGUACACAGAGUGACUGCAGAGGUGAAACACAACCCGACCAACACCAUCGUAUGUAAAGCGCAGGGCGAGUGGAACGGAACCCUGGAGUUCACCUACAGCAGCGGGGAGACCAAAGUGAUCGACACGGCCAAGCUCGCCGUCACCAAGAAGAAGCUGCGACCGCUAGACAAACAAGGACGCGCCGAGUCCAGGCGGUUAUGGCAACACGUGACCAAGUCGCUGAAAGAGGGCAAUAUGGACGAGGCGACGGAGCAUAAACACGGAUUGGAGGAGCGUCAGAGGGCGGACGAGAGACGAAGAGCGGCGGAUAACAAAGCCUGGACACCUAAAUAUUUCACUAAGGAGGGAGAUGGUUGGAUGUACAGCAACCCUCUGUGGAAGUCCACUUGA
Messenger RNA from Nerophis lumbriciformis (worm pipefish), 2334 nucleotides. The record is from RefSeq and is a predicted model, not a curated record. NCBI's taxonomy places the organism in Eukaryota, Metazoa, Chordata, Actinopteri, Syngnathiformes, Syngnathidae.